AUGUUGCAAAACCGAAAAUAUCAACAAGUCGAAAAGAAUGGAAGAAGACGAGGAAAGAUGCAAAACGCCUUUGACAAACACAGCUAUAUUUAUCUGCAUUAUUGCAGGCUCUGCUGGUUUGAUGUAUGGAUACGAUACAACGGUUUCUGGAGGGGUGAUGAUGAUGGGACCAUUUUUGGAAAAAUUCUUCCCAGCAAUUUUGGCAAAGAUGAGGGACACGACAGAAGAUCAAUAUUGUUUAUUCGAUAGCCAUAAAUUAACUGCAUUUAUAUCGUCAACGUUUAUAGCUGGUUUGGUGUCAUCUUUGUUGGCGGGUCGUGUUACCAACUUGAUAGGACGUAGAUUUAGUUUGAUUAUAAGCGGGCUCUUGUUCUUAACAGGGAAUGGUCUUUCAGUUUUUGCUCAGGAUGUUAGUACCUUGAUUGUUGGUCGUCUAUUCGUAGGAUUUGGCGUUGGUUUCGCAAAUCAGGCUGCUCCAAUUUACAUAACAGAAAUGGCACCAUCAAAAUGGCGAGGAGCUCUAAAUACAGCUUUUCAGUUUUUCGUUUGUUUGGGGACUGUAAUCGCCAGCUUAAUCAACUUAGCCUCCAACCACUCAAAUAGCAACCAUGGCUGGCAGCUUGCAUUGGGGUGUGCGAGUGUCCCUGCAAUGAUCCUCAUAAUCGGGGCCUUAUUCAUCCCAGACACUCCAUCCAGCUUGAUCCAAAGGGGCAAGAAUGAAGAGGCCCUUGCUGCAUUGACGAAGGUGCGGUCAACUAAGGCUGGGGCUGAAGCUGAACUAAACGACUUAAUUAGCACCAGUGAGGCGGCAAAACUGAACCUUGAGAAACCAUACAUUAAACUAAUGGAGCCGAGAUACAGACCACAGCUAGUGUUGACAGUAGCCAUUGCAGGGUUUCAGCAGUUAACGGGAGUGGGUAUGGUUGCCUUUUAUGCGCCGGUGAUUAUGAGGACAAUAGGGAUAGGAGCUGAAGGGUGUUUGGCUGCUGCAGUAGUUAUUGGUUUUGUCAAUUUGGCAUCUGUACUGUUGUCGACUUGCAUGGUUGAUAAAAUCGGAAGAAGGUUUCUGUUUCUUCAAGGUGGUGUGCAGAUAAUAUUCUCUCAGGUGUUUAUCGCAUGUACUCUAGCAAUUCAACAACAAAGUGAGUUUUUGGAUUUCCCAUACAGUGACGGGAUCGUGGUGCUAGUCCUAAUGUGUCUUAUCUCAGCAGCUUUUGGAUGGUCAUGGGGUCCACUUACCUGGCUUGUCCCUAGUGAAAUACUGCCAAUAGAGGUUCGUACAGCUGGAACAGGCAUAGGAGUUGCAACGAACUUUCUCAUCACAUUUAUCCUUGCUCAGUCGUCGAUGACAAUGCUAUGUUCUAUGAAAUUUGGAUUGUUCUUGUUCUAUGGCGCCACAACCUUUCUCAUGACUGCAACUAUUGCCGUCUUUUUGCCUGAAACCAAAGGAGUUCCUCUUGAGUCCAUGGAUAUUGUUUGGAGAAAACAUUGGUAUUGGAAGUGGGUUGUUCCUGACUAAAUUUGGCUACGCUAGGCUUGAU
This is a messenger RNA of Erigeron canadensis, 1541 nucleotides long. Its product is annotated as sugar transport protein 5-like. Gene Ontology annotation, cellular component: membrane. The coding region runs from base 38 to 1519 and encodes 493 amino acids. The transcript has 4 exons. NCBI's taxonomy places the organism in Eukaryota, Viridiplantae, Streptophyta, Magnoliopsida, Asterales, Asteraceae. The record is from RefSeq and is a predicted model, not a curated record. Gene Ontology annotation, molecular function: monosaccharide transmembrane transporter activity. Gene Ontology annotation, biological process: monosaccharide transmembrane transport.